AUGAGUGGAUCACCUUAAGUUAGGAAACUAAACUUCGGCCCUUUAGUAAAGAUUAAGAAAUAAAUAAACUUACCUAAAAUAAGAAAGUAAGAAGAAUCGUUUUAGGCUGUUUUAAAUAUUUCUGAUUAUGAUCCAUAAUCUGCUAGAGACAGAUCGUUUAAUAAUAGAUCAUUUAGGAAAUUAGUUCACACAACUAAUAUAAAUUUAUCAACAGAUAAAAAAAUAUCAGAAGAAUAUGCAGUCUAUGGACUAUCAAAAUUAAAAAUUGAAAGAAAAGAGCAACCUUUUUAAAGUGAAAGAACAAUUUAGCAUCUAUAUUAUACGCAAUAGGAUGAAAAUACUAAUAGGGAUUGGUUUGAGAUUUGUUUAAAGUAACCACCACCUCAUGCCUAAGCACAAUUUUAUAAACAAUCUGAGAAGUAUAUUUUACAUCUAACCUUAGAUAAUAUGAAUGGUGUGAUGUUUAAAUUCUAGAUUACAAUGAAUAAUCGGAGAAAUUUUUAAUUCAAUAAUAUCCCAAAGGCCCCAAGAAACAAGUAGAUCGAUUGCAAAUCAAAUUCAAUAACUAAAAUCAAUAGUUUUUCGAAAGCAUGAUUUAAUAAGAGUAACGAAUUCUAUAGUAUAUAGGUAACUUUAGCUUCACGAGAAGUAAACUGAACUAGCUUAUGUUAACAAAAUCAUGGCUGUGGAUUCUAAAUUAGUUAAUUCCAUUUCUGAUAAAUUAAAAUCGAAACUUUUGAUUCGCUUCUAGAAGUAUAAAAAUUAGAAUCUAGUUAUGAACCUAAUUGCUUAAGUGGAGGAUAUGUAUCAAUAAAACAUGAAGAAAUGUGUGUAUUUGAAGGACUUGACGAAAUACAAAUAAAAGUUUGUGCCGAUCCCCAGAAUGAAGAUAUUUUAUACUUCAUAAUAACAACUAAAGAAGAGUCUCAUGUUUGUGAAUAAGGCUGUGAUAGAUUGUUGGUUAUAAAUGAUUCGAUUUAUGAAUAAUUUCUAAGUGAAUUUGUUUGAAUUUGAUAAAGUGCAUUUGCCUGUCUCUUGGGAAAAGUUUGAAUAGCUUAUUGAUGCCAAUAUGAAUAAAAUUGAAUAGCAAUUGAAAAAAUAAAGAUUCUUUAUUUAUGCUUAGAUCCAAGAGAACUUAUAGAACACAUUCAAUUUCUUCAACAUCACCAUGCCUGAAUAUGUGGCAAGUGAUCUCAAAAGCGUAGUCUAAAGAUUUGAUUUACAUUAUACUGAAUACCUGUAUAAGUUAUUGAGGGAUGAACAAUAGAAAAUAAUCAGAUUUUAUUAAAAGUUUCAAUUGGUUCAAUAGAAUGUCAGAUUGGUUGCAACUUCCUUAUUUCAAUUAAGAAUUGUUGGGAUGAAUAAAUCCAAAUUGGAAAAGUAUGAACAAACCAGGAACUCAAUCAAUGAUGAUUUGGAAUUGAUAACCUUGGAUACUUCUUUGAGUCAAGUGAUCAAUAUAGCAACAUAUCCAAACAGAAGUUUAUUCAAUAUCAUUUCUUAAUUGUAUAAAAUUGAAAGCGAAAUAGUUCCAUUGUUGAAGAUUCCCUAACAAUACUCAAUCGAAAGAGAAAACUUGGCUUUUUUUGAAGUCUUAAAGUAAGAAACCGCUGAUCUCAUUGAGAAGGAAUACUCUAAAUGUUAAUAGUUUUGCAAGAAGUUUCUGCCUUAUCAAUAUUUAUUGAUACCGAUGAAAACCAAAGCCAUUAAUAAAAUCUUUGGGAUCGAAGGGAAAGAGAAACCUACCUUACAUUAGAUUAGACUCUCUGUUAUUCGAGAAGCCUUGGACAAUCUGAGCAAAGCCUAAAGGGAAAUAAACUAUAACUUUAUUGAUACUUAGGUCAUUGGACUCUUUACUUUGAAUUCUAAGGAAAUAAAACAAAUUUUAAUAUAGCGAGCACAAGAAAACUAUUAAUUGAUUGUGUAAAAAUUAAUCGAAAUAAUUAAGCACAAUGUAACCAAUAUAAAAACACACUAUUAAGAAAUGUAUGCUAAAACUUCAACAGUUCCUUAAACAGAAGAAGAUCUAAUUGAAUUAAAGUUAUUUCUUGAUGAAAUUAAGAUACAAUUCUCUAAAUAAUUUCUAGAAAUUUCUUAAAUGUAAUUAUCAUCUAUAAUUCCUUAUUAGAAAGAAGUUUAUCAACUACUUGGAUGAGAUCUUUUAGGAGUACGAUUUGAUGUUAAUGAAAGAAUAUUACUACCUAUUGUAAUGGCCUAAGGAAAUUAAAAGAAGCAUUAAAACUAAUAGUCGACAGAUAGAAUCGAUUGAGAGACAAUUCUUCUAAAAACUAGAGCACGAUAAAGUUGAAUUCACAGAGAAGUUAUUUUAGAUGAAAGAAUAAUUCACGAAGAUUAAAGGAUUCAAUUAAUUUGGAAUUGUGAAACAAUAAGCAAAUGAAAUGAAGAUAUUGGCAGAUUGGAUAUUUUAGGGACAAGAAUAAAUAAACUCAUUUAACCAAAGGGAAACUAUGUUUUAGAUUCCAUUAUCCUAAUAUAGAGAGUUCCAUUAACUAGUUACAGAAUUCAAACCCUUCUAGUAUUUGUGGGAAUUAGCAAAUGAAUAUGAAUUUUAAAAGGAAUCAUGGCUUUAUGGUUCAUUUAAAAAUUUGAAUCAUCAACAAAUCCUAUAAAAAUUGACAUAUUAUGUAAAUGAAACAAUGGUCUUAUCGAAUACAUUUAAAGAAAUUACUGAUGAAAAUGGAUAAUCAGUAACAAGAGGUUUUAGAAGAGCUUUAGACGCAUUUAAAGAUAAUUUAUGGGUUGUAGAGACUCUUGCAAUAGAGGCAUUUACAAAGAAGCCAGUCUUGUGGAGAGAACUCUUUAAAGAGUGCAGGAUUUAGAAUUUCGACCCCAAGGAAGAUUUUUCCUUGUAAUCACUAAUCUAAAGAGGAAUUCUCAAUGUUAAGGAAUAGGUUGUACAAUUAUCACAAAAAGUGGAGAAGGGUUGGAAUAUCGAAAAAAGAUUGAAUGAAAUGUAUGAUAAAUUAGUAAUCAUUGAGAUAGAAUUGCAAGAAUUUAGAGAUACAUUCAUUCAGAAAAAUUAUGAAGAAGUUCAAACAUUAUUGGAUGAGUAACUGAAUGUCUUAUCAAUGUUAAAGAGUUAACAGCAUAUAAAAAUGGUGUUGGGGAAAGCAAAUUAAUUGGAAUAUAAGAUUGUAUUGAUUCAGGAUACAUUAGAAUUGGGAAUGAAAUGCUAAAAACAUUGGAUGUAUUUGGAUCCAAUAUUUGCAAGUGAAGAUAUAAAGAGGAAACUAGUGGAAGAGACUGAAUACUUUAAAUUGGUUGAUUAAUCAUAUAGAUAAUAGAUGGCUAUUUUAAAUAAAAAUAAAAUAUUAUGGGAUUCGAUUGAUAAUGAAAAGAUAAAGCAAGAGUUUCAGAAUAAUGUGCAAUUAUUGGAUUCUAUUCAAAAAUCAUUGUCAAAAUAUCUGGAAUAAAAAAGGACCUUAUUUCCAAGAUUCUAUUUUGUGUCAGAUGAAGAACUCAUAGAAAUAUUGGCAUUAGUGAAAGACCCAAGAUUACUACAGAAACAUAUCUUCAAAUGUUUUGAGGGAAUGCAUGAAUUAAAAUUCGAAGGCAAUCAUUCUCUAUUAGGGAUGAUGUCAUCCUAAUAGGAAUUAGUAAUAUUUGACAAGAAGAUAGAAUUGUUGAAAGGAGAGAAGUAAGGAAAUGUUGAGUAAUGGUUGUGUGAGUUGUAAAGAAUAAUGGUUCAAACAUUAAGAACUCAAUUGAAUAAGACAUUGCAAGACUUAAACUCGUAGAAAUAGGAUUAUAUUAGCAAAUGGCCAACAUAAUGCAUAUUAUUAGCUGAUCAUAUAAAAUGGACAAGAAACACUGAAUCAGCAAUAAGGGAAUUAUAGAAAAUGAAUUUGCAUAUCCAUUUGGAAAUCCUGACUAAAUAAUUGUAAGAGACAGUGUAAUUGGUCAGGAAUGAAGAGAGAAUGGUAAUGAAAACAACAUUGGAAGCUAUGGUAGUAAUGGAAGUUCAUUGCAAAGAUAUUGUGCAAUAAUUAAUACAUUAGGAUGUAAAAAGUAUUUAUGAUUUUGCCUGGGUUUCUUAAUUGAGAUAUUAUUUCGAAGAUGAGGGAGUGAAUGUGAGGAUGGUAAACGCAUAAAUUCAAUAUGGGUUUGAAUAUUUAGGGAAGGUUACUAGAUUAGUAAUAACAUCAUUAACUGAUCGGUGCUAAAGAACAUUAUUGAGUGCCAUGCAUUUGAAUUAUGGAGGUGCUCCUGAGGGUCCAGCUGGAACAGGCAAAUCUGAAACUGUGAAAGAUUUAGCAAAGGCAGUUGCUAUGCCUUGUAUUGUAUUCAAUUGUUCUGAUGGUCUCAAUUACAUAGCAAUGGGUAAAUUAAUAAUAGUAUAAAUUAAGGUAAAUUUUUCAAAGGCUUGUCUUCGUCUGGAGCAUGGUGUUGUUUCGAUGAAUUUAAUAGAAUUGAUCCUGAAGUCUUGUCAGUGGUUGCUUAAUAGAUUUUUACAAUAUAGAAGGCAAUCAAAGAAAAAAGAAAUAGAUUUACAUUUGAAGGUGAAGAAAUCAAUUUAAUUCCUACGUGUGCUAUUAACGUAACUAUGAAUCCAGGAUAUGCUGGUCGAUCUGAAUUACCUGAUAAUCUAAAAAUUCUAUUCCGUCCAUGUGCCAUGAUGGUACCAGAUUAUGCAAUGAUCGCAGAAAUCUAUUUAUAUAGUAUUGGUUUUGAGAAGGCAAGAGAGUUAAGUCCCAAGAUUGUGACAUGUUUAAAGUUGUGCAACGAAUAACUGUCUCCUCAAGAACAUUAUGAUUUUGGUAUGAGAGUACUUAAGGCAGUCUUAAGCACAGCCAAAUAAUUGAAUACUGGAUCCGAAGAAGUCAUAUGCUUAACAGCCUUGAUUAAUGUUAACAAACCUAAGUUUACUUAGAGUGAUGUCCAACUAUUCUUGGCUAUAACUCAAGACUUGUUUCCCAGUAUUAACCCAUUAAAUUAAACAUCUCAAAUAUUGGUUGAUUACUGUUGUGAGAACAAUUACCAACCUGACAUAGAUUUUUAAGAGAAAUGCUAAUAAUUGCAUAAUACAAUAUCUGUUAGAAAUGGUGUAAUGUGCAUCGGGAAGACAUUCUCUGGAAAGACAGCAGCGAUUUCAACUCUAGGGAAAUCACUGGGUGCUCAAACACUAAAAUUGAAUCCGAAAGCAGUAACUACUGAUUAAUUGUAUGGGAAACUCGAUCCAGAUACCAAAUAAUGGUCAGAUGGAAUAUUGCCUAUAUUAAUAAGGGAAAACCUCAAUAAACCAACAAAGAUCUGGAUUUGGUUUGAUGGACCUGUAGACUCAUUGUGGAUAGAAAAUUUAAAUACAGUUUUGGAUGACAAUAAAAAGUUGUGUUUGACAUCAGGAGAGAUCUUAAAGAUACCACAGACCAUGUGCAUGUUAUUUGAGGUUGAAGAUUUAUCUGCUGCAUCUCCAGCUACAAUAUCAAGAUGUGGUAUGGUAUACUUCUUAUAAAUUGAUUGGUAAUUGAUUUGAUUAAUGUAAGGUAUUUGUAAGUGCAGAGUAUUUAAUUACCAGGAGGUUUGGAAAAAUAGUAUUUUAUAAGAAGAAUGAGAUUGUAAGUUUUUGUGUUAUCUAAUUUAGUUUGAUAGAUCAUUCCUAUGCAUGGGUGAAGGAAUAUGUAUAAUUUCCUGUAUAUGAUACUAUAAAUUUGAUGGUUUCGAGUUUUAUUUCAUUGUUGGUUUAGUUAUUGAAAUCUCUUUCCGAGAAUCAAUAGAAUAGUAAUAAUUGGGAUAGUUGUUUGAUAUUCGCAUUGGUUUGGUCUAUUGGAGGAUGUUUAGAAGAGAAAGGAAGGUCCUUGUUCAAUGACUUUUUACACAAGUUAUUUAGAACCAAUAAAAGUGGAUUGAAAACUAAUUUUGGAGAUGAUUUGGAAUUGAAAUUAAAUUUUCCAGAGAAAAUAGAGUUCUUUUCUUGUGUGUUUUAGGAUGGACAAUGGAUCAAAUGGACAGAUGUAUUUAUAAUGACUUAAUAGAGCAGUAGUUAACUGAAAAAUUUGAAGUGUAGCCAGGGAUGCAAUUCCAUGAGAUUAUUAUACCUACUGCUGAAUUGAUGAGAAAUGACUAUUUUUGUAAAAUGGGAUUGCAUUUCCUAUUUUGUGGUCCAACAAGCACUGGAAAAUCAUUGUCGAUGAAUAAGUUCUCGAAGUUUCAGAUUACUUGUUCAGGACAAACCACAAGCAAUAGUUUACAACGAUUAAUUGAAACUAAAAUAAAUAAAAGGAGAAGAAAAGGAUACUAUGGAGCUGAAGAAGGACAUAUAAUGAUAUUUGUUGAUGAUCUAAAUAUGCCAUUUAGAGAACCUUAGGGUGCAUAACCAGCAAUUGAAUUAUUGAGACAAUGGAUGGAUUAAGGUGGAUGGUAUGAUUUAGAAAAUAAGGAAUUUAAAUACAUGUGUGACAUCACUUUUCUGAGUGCUAUGUAGCCAGCCAGUGGAGGAAGAGACUAAGUGAGUAAGCGAUAUCUCAGAUAUUUUAAUCUAUUGUACAUAGGGGGAUUCGAUAAUUAAAGCAUCUCAAAUAUAUUAUAAGUUUUUGUUGAGUGGGUAUUCCAAAAGAUACAACCCUCAUAAGAUAUACUAAAGAUGAAGAAUGAUAUAGUAUUUCAUACUAUCUAAGUCUAUGACAAGAUUUAAUUGAGUUUGCUGCCCACUCCUGCUAAGAGUUUGUACAUUUACAAUUUAAGGGAUUUGAUCAAAGUAUUCGAGGGAAUGAGCAAAGUGGCCAGAAUUAACAAUCAAUACAACUUAGUUAAAUUGUGGACUCAUGAAUGUCUGAGAGUGUUCAGUGAUAGAUUGAUAGAUAGUUAUGAUUUGAAGAUCUUUGAAAAUGUACUCAAAGAAUCCACCACUCAAAUUGGUUAUCAAAUAUAAGAUUACAAAAAUCUAAUUUAUGUAUCUUUCUUACAUAAUGCUUACGAUGAUGCAGGUAAUGUCGUAAAUGUUAAACUAAAAUUGCAACAAGUUCUUGAAGAAUAUAACUAAAUGAAUCAAUAACAUGCAUUGAGUCUCAUCUUAUUUAACAAUGCUGUCCUGCACAUCUCCAGAAUUGCUAGAAUAUUGUUAGCCAUCCAAGGCCAUGCUCUAUUGGUUGGCAUGGGUGGAACUGGAAGAAGUAUUCUCUAUAUUAUUAUUAUUAUUCAGCCUCUCUCUCCAAAUUAGCCAAUUAUAUCAUUUUCAGUGAACAUGUCCAAACAGUCGAUCCAAGAUAAUGGGAUGAUUAGCUUUUAGGUAUUUUGAAACACAUAGGUUUGGACGAUCACAAGUCUACUAUUAUAUUCAACGAUUCCCAAUUUCAGACUGAAUCCAUGUUGGAAGAUGUGUGUAACAUUAUGAGUCAUGGAGAAGUACCACAUCUAUUCCCUCCUGAAGAACGAAUUAAAAUACAAGAAGAAAUGACUUAUCCAAAAUUUGUUUUGAAUUGCAAACUAAAUACUCAUGUCAUACUAUGCAUGCAACCAGUAGGUACCCAAUUUAGAAAACGCUUAAGGAUGUUCCCUACUAUCAUCAAUUGCUCUACCAUUGAUUGGUUUAUGAGUUGGCCUGAUGAAGCAUUAGAAUCCACUGCUAGCUAAUUCCUACCUUAAAAUCUAGUCAAAAUUGCUGUAGAUAUUCAUCACAAAGUCCUAGAAAUCAAAGAAAGAUUCACUUAAGAACUUAGAAGGCACUUUUAUGUAACACCCACCCAAUAUUUGUAAUUAUUGGCAACUUUUAAGAAGAUUCACACUGAAAAAAAUGAAAAUUCAAGAAUUUCUAUUGAUAAAUUUGAAACUGGGGUUGAGAAAAUCAUUUAAACUGAAAAGGAAGUAGAUAAAAUAAGAAAAGUACUAUUUGAAUUACAACCAAAACUGGAAAAAGCUACAGUUGAAAAUCUUGAAUUACUAAAAAAUAUCUAAAAGAAAUAAUAAGAAGCUGAUUAAACUAGAAUGGUUUGUGAAUUUGAUGAAUAAUAAUGCAGCUUGAAAAGAGAGGAAGCCAAUUAAUUAAAAGACAUCUGCUAAAAGUAACUAGACAAUGUGCUUCCUCUGUUAUCCAAAGCAACUGAGGCUCUUGAGAAAAUCACUAAAGAUGAUAUGAUCUUAUUAAAGUCGUUUCAAAAGCCUCCACCAUCUGCUGCUGUUGUUAUGCAAGGAUUGUGUUAUGCCUUCCAAGAAGAUGAGAAAGUUAAAGGCAAAAAUAAUGGCAAAGAACCACCACAAAUGGAAGACUUUUGGGAAUAUUCCAAAAAAUAUGUUUUAAAUGAAAAAUUAAUUAAGAGAAUUAAAAAAAUGAAAAUUGAAGAAAUUAGAGCUAUUCAUCCUACUAAAAUUCAAAAAUUAUCAGUUUUCAUUUAAAAUCCUUUAUUUGAAAGAGAAAAAGUAUUUAAUGCUUCAAUGGCAGCUGGCAAUCUUGCUGAUUGGAUUAGAGCUGUCUAUUCAACUUAUGAAGCUGUUGAAAUUAUUGAACCAAAGAAAGCAUAAUUAGUUGAGGCUGAGAAAAAUCUUAAGUUGGCUGAAGAAUAAGUUGAAAUCAAAAGAUAAGCAUUAGCUGAAGCUAUGCUUGUUUUGAGUGUAUUAUCAGUUGAGUACUAAAAGGCUAGAAAAGAAAAAGAAGAAAUCGAAAAGAAGGUUUCACAAAUUUAGGCUCAAUUAAAUAGAGCUGAAAAGUUAACCAAUGGAUUAGGUGAGGAGAAACAAAGGUGGAAAAGAAAAGUCAUAGCCUAUAAAUCAGAAUAAUCAAAUGCUGAUGGCGACUGCUUAAUCAGUGCUGCCAUUAUAUCCUAUUUAGGUGUGUUCCCAAUCUAGUAUAGAGAAUAGUGUCUACAAUUUUGGAAAUUAAAAUUAAAGCAAAAUUAAGUGAACUUCUCUGAUGAUUACUCAUUGUAGGCUUAAUUAUGCGAUCCAAUUCAAAUAAACAAGUGGAUUCAAUAAAAAUUACCCAAUGAUUCCUUUUCUAUUGAUAAUGCUAUCAUAUUAAAAUAAUCAACUAGAUGGCCACUCAUGAUUGACCCAUAAUUGUAAGCUAACGAGUGGAUCAAAAAUAUGGAAGAUAUUAAAGUAUUACUAAUACUUAAUUCUACAUAACCACCUCAAUAAGUCUAAUUAUAAUUAGAACAUGCCAUCUAAAUUGGCUAUCCUGUCUUACUUGAAAAUCUAGGAUAAAGUAUUGACCCUCUCUAUGAACCUAUUCUAUAGUAAAAAAUUAUUAGAAAGCAAAAUAAAUGUUCCAUCAAGUUUGGUGAAAAAUUAAUUGAAUAUUCCAACGAUUUUAGAUUUUACAUGACCACUAAACUUAAUAAUCCUCAUUUCCAACCUCAAGUAUGUGUUAUGGUGAAUAUGUUGAUGUUUCAAGUAACAUAGGAGGGAUUAGUAGAUUAACUAUUAAAUAUAGUUGUUAAAAUUGACGAACCACAGAAAGAAGAAUAACGCAUUAAAAAUAUUCAAUCCAAUUUUAUUAAUAAGAAUAAACUCAUUUAAACUGAGACUUUAAUUUUAAAAUUACUCUCUGAAUCAAAAGGAGAAUUAUUAGAAAAUGAAGAUCUUAUUUAAACACUCUAAAAAUCUAAAGAUGAGAGUCUUUCAAUUGAAGAAAAAUUAAAGGGCUUAGAAUAUGAUAGAGUAAAUUUCAAUUAAAUAAGAUAAUUUUAUAAGCCUGCUGCAGAAAAAGUAGCAAGUUUAUAUUUUAUUUUGAAUGAUCUUGCUGUCAUUGAACACACAUAUCUUUGGUCUCUUGAUUUCUAUUUCUCACUCUACACAAAAUCAAUAAAAGAGGCACAAUAUGAAAAGUCUAAGAGAAAUUAAAACAUUAUUGAGAAGUUCAUUUUAACCCUUUAUACAUAAAUUAAUAGGUCUUUGUUAGAGAAAGACAAAUUAAUAUUUCGAUUUUUAUUGUGUGUCAAAAUGAUGAAUGUUCCUACAGAUCUUAUACGAGCCACUGUUAUGGGUUGCACCCUUACAUCAACUGAUAUUUAAAUGCCCAAAGGAUUUCCUUGGUUAACGAGUAAAAUGUGGUUAGAACUUGUCGAUUUAACAAUUUAAUUUCCAUAAAUAUUUGAGACUAUUUGUUCAGAAUUUGUUGAGUAGAAGACUUUUUGGGAUAGUUUCUAUUAAAGUCAAACCUGUUAUAAGAUGCAAUAUAAAGAAUUGGAUUAAUAUUAGGUAAAUAUGCUCAUCAAGAUCAUUAAACCUGAGUAGUUUAUAUAGGCUACAAAUGAGAUGAUACGAAAAUAAAUCGGAAGUGCAUUUUUAGAGAAUAUUCCAACUACUUUUGAACAAUUCUAUUUAAAAUCUGAUAACAAAAUACCAUUGUUGUGCUUGAUUACUCCAGGAGCAGAUCCUAGAUAAGAAAUCAUCAAAUUGGCUUCGAAGUAUGAAUUUGAAGAUAAAUUCAAUCAAAUUUCAUUAGGUUAAGGAUAAAGUCAAUUAGCUAUAAAAAUGAUUCUCAGCGCGAUGUCUUAAGGUUCAUGGGUUUUACUGUAAAACUGCCAUCUAGCAUCUUCUUUCAUGCCAGAUUUAGAAUAGCUGUUUGAGACCCAAUAUAAGAAAGAAAUAAAUGCUGAUUUUCGAUUGUGGCUCACUUCUUAGCCAACUUCAAUAUUACCUCAUAAUGUUAUAUUAAAAUGUAUAUAUGAACAAUAAUUUUAGCUUUAAAAAUAACUUAUGAAUUACCAAGAGGAUUGAAAAAUAAUAUGCUAAGAUCUUACUAAACAUUGGACACUGAUAAAUUCGAAUAAUGCAAAAAGUUAAAAGAAUGGAAAAAUCUAUUUUUUUCACUUUCUCUUUUACAUGCUUGUUUAUUAGAAAGAAAAAAGUAUGGUCCAUUAGGAUGGAAUAUUGGUUACAAUUUUUCAUAGCAUGAUUUGGAAAUUUCAAAAGAACAAAUAUUAUUCUUUUUAGAUCAAUAUUCUGAAAUCCCUUGGGAUGCUCUCCAUUAUCUAAUAGCAGAAAACAAUUACGGAGGUAGAGUAACAGACCCAAUGGAUAGAAAACUCUUGAAAAUCUAUGUAGAAGACUUAGUGAAUCAGAAGACAAUAUCUCAAGAUUAUAUAUUCUAUGACAUUUAUUAAACACCACCUUAGAUGAAUCUAAAAGGUUAUAUCGAUCACAUAUCAUAAUUGCCUUUGAAUGACCCUCCUUAACUAUUUGGUUUACACGCAAAUGCAGAGAUAUAUUCAGCAAUAUUAGAAACUGAGAAUUUAAGUUCAGUGAUACUAUAAUUAUUGCCUAGAACUUAAGGAGAUUCUGCUCAAAAACAUACAGAUAGUUUAGUUUGCAAAAAAAGCUAAGAAAUUCUUAAAAAUUUACCACCGUAAUUCAACAUUGAUGAGGUACAAUAACUCUUUCCAUUAACAUUGGAUAAUCCUUUGAAUGCUGUCAUCUAAUAAGAAAUUACUAAAUAUAAUAGACUCUUAGCAAAAAUAUAAGAUUCUUUAAGUGUGCUUGUUUAGGGUUUAGAUGGAUUCAUUAAUAUUUCUGAUCAAUCGUUAGAGAUAUACAAUUCGGUUUUUGAUAAUAAGAUCCCUGAAUAAUGGUUAGCAUUAUCUUAUUUAACAACGAAAUCUUUGGGUUCUUGGGUGACAGAUCUAAAACAGAGAAUUGAAUUUCUAAAUAAAUGGAUUACAAAAGGACAACCUAGAGUUUUUUGGUUAGGUGGACUAUUCUUUAUAUAAGGGUUCUUAACAGCAAUUCUUUAACAAUACUCAAGAAAAUCUAAAAUUCCAAUUGAUCAGUUGAGAUUUGACUUUAAAUUUCAUCAAGAUGAACCAACAGUAAGUGGAAAUGAAGUAUAUGCAAACGGGAUUUCUAUUGAUGGAGCGUCUUUUGAUUUUCAGGAAUCAACCUUAACUGAGCCUUCAAGCAGCAUUUUAUUUUAUCCAUGUCCUAUCAUAUAAUUUUGUCCUACCUAAGAAAUCGUCAAAACCUAUAAGUAUUAUUCAUGUCCACUCUACAACACUUCCCAAAGAAAAGGAGUGUUAACAUCAAAUGGACUAUCAGUCAAUUUUAUCUGUAAAAUUAAAGUACCAAUAAAUAACAAUAAAGAGCAUUGGUCUAAGAGAGGAGUGGCUUUGAUUAUUCAAGCUAAUUGAAG
Molecule: messenger RNA, 12082 nt
Organism: Paramecium octaurelia
Lineage: Eukaryota; Ciliophora; Oligohymenophorea; Peniculida; Parameciidae
Source: the annotation of a GenBank genome assembly